This is a messenger RNA of Myotis daubentonii (Daubenton's bat), 5862 nucleotides long. It is a transcript of the gene WWC2, whose product is annotated as WW and C2 domain containing 2. Gene Ontology annotation, molecular function: kinase binding; molecular adaptor activity. Gene Ontology annotation, cellular component: cytoplasm. Gene Ontology annotation, biological process: negative regulation of organ growth; cell migration; regulation of hippo signaling. NCBI's taxonomy places the organism in Eukaryota, Metazoa, Chordata, Mammalia, Chiroptera, Vespertilionidae. The record is from RefSeq and is a predicted model, not a curated record.
GGAGGCCCGUCGCCGCCGCGGCCGCCGCUCCGCCGCGCUUCCCGGAUCCGAGCCCAGACGGCGGCGGCUCGGGCAGCCUGGGCACCGCGACCCUCGGCGGCCGCAGGGGGACGGGGAGCAGGAGGAGGAGGAGGAAGAGGCGGAGGCAGCGGCGGCGGCCGCGCGGAGGAGGAGGAAGAGGCGGAGGAGGGUUCGAUCUCGGGCUCCGACGCAGACAUGGUGGACUGAUCCCCGGCGGAUUCCUGGACUGAUUCCCGCGGCGCCCCCCGCGCGUGGCCCCGCCGCGCCCCGCGCCCCGCAGCCCCUCGCCGGCGCCCGGGCCGGACAGUCGCGUUCCCGCCGCGUCCCGCGCCGGGUCCCUAUGGAGGCGCCGCUCGCCGGCGAGGCCGCCGACCAUGCCUAGGAGGGCCGGGAGCGGGCAGCUGCCGCUACCCCGGGGCUGGGAGGAGGCCAGGGACUACGACGGCAAGGUCUUCUACAUCGACCACAACACCCGGAGGACCAGCUGGAUCGACCCCCGGGACAGGUUGACGAAGCCCUUGUCGUUUGCUGACUGUGUUGGGGAUGAGCUGCCGUGGGGCUGGGAAGCCGGGUUUGACCCCCAGAUUGGUGUCUACUACAUCGACCACAUCAACAAAACCACACAGAUUGAAGACCCCAGGAAGCAAUGGAGGGGGGAGCAGGAGAAGAUGCUCAAGGACUACCUCUCGGUGGCUCAGGACGCCCUGCGGACGCAGAAGGAGCUGUACCACGUGAAGGAGCAGAGGCUGGCCCUGGCCCUCGAUGAGUACGUGCGAUUGAACGACGCCUAUAAGGAGAAGUCAAGCUCCCACACAAGCUUGUUCUCAGGGUCCUCCUCGAGUACUAAGUACGAUCCUGACAUUUUGAAAGCGGAGAUCUCCACCACGCGACUGAGGGUUAAAAAGCUGAAGAGGGAACUGUCGCAGAUGAAGCAGGAGCUGCUCUAUAAGGAACAAGGCUUUGAGACCCUGCAGCAAAUUGAUAAAAAAAUGUCUGGAGGCCAGAGUGGCUAUGAGCUUAGCGAGGCCAAAGCCAUCCUCACGGAACUGAAAUCCAUCAGAAAGGCCAUCAGCUCCGGAGAGAAGGAGAAGCAGAACCUGAUGCAGAGUCUGGCGAAGCUGCAGGAGCGGUUUCACCUGGGCCAGGGCAUCGGCAGGUCGGAGCCGGACCUGAGGGCCAGUCCCGCGAACUCUCACCUCUCCCUCUCCAGACAGACCCUGGACGCCGGGUCCCAGACCAGCAUUUCCGGAGAGAUCGGAGUGAGAAGCAGAUCCAAUUUAGCUGAAAAGGUCAGGCUGAGUCUACAGUAUGAAGAAGCCAAAAGAAGCAUGGCCAACCUGAAGAUCGAGCUGUCGAAACUGGACAGUGAGGCCUGGCCCGGGGCGCUGGAUGUUGAGAAGGAGAAGCUGAUGCUGAUUCACGAGAAAGAAGAGCUUCUGAAGGAGCUGCAGUUCGUCACUCCGCAGAAACGCACCCGUGACGAGCUGGAGCGCCUGGAGGCCGACCGCCAGCGGCUGGAGGCGGAGCUGCUGUCCGUGCGGGGCGCCCCCAGCCGGGCGCUGGCCGAGAGAUUGAAACUGGAAGAGCGAAGGAAGGAGCUGCUCCAGAAACUCGAAGAAACGACCAAAUUAACUACUUAUCUGCACUCAGAGCUGAAAAGCCUCUCCGCCAGCACCCUGUCCGUGUCGUCCGGGAGCAGCCUGGGCUCCCUGGCCUCCAGCCGCGGGUCCCUGAACACCUCCAGCCGGGGCUCGCUCAACUCCCUCAGCUCCAGCGAGCUCUUCUACACCAGCCCGGGCGACCAGCUCGACGCGGACUAUCAGUACAAACUGGACUUCCUCCUGCAAGAAAAGGGCGGUUACGUCCCUUCCGGGCCCAUCACCACCAUCCACGAGCACGAAGUGGUCAGGUCCCCCAGCCAGCCCGGCCAGAGCGGUCCCUGCGGGGCGGCCGCCGUGGGCCCCGCGCCCCCGCCGACCGAGGCCCCCAAGUCUGUGACGUCCCUGUCCUCGCGGUCCUCCCUGUCCUCCCUGUCCCCGCCCGGCUCCCCCCUGGUGCUGGAAGGCACCUUCCCCAUGUCUUCCCACGACGCCCCUCUCCACCGGUUCGCCGCCGACUUCGACGACUGCGACGUGAGCGGCCACUUCGCAGACAUGGGCCUCGGCGACAGCCAGACCCUGCUGGACGCCGACGCGGGAGGCGCGUCCCAGGCCCUGUUAGAGGACAGAGACCUGCGCGAAGGCGCCAGGGAGCCAUUCUACGAAGGCGCCGCAGACGUGGAAAAGGCGGCCCCCAAAAGGAGAGGCGCGCACUUGCUGGGGGAGAGGACCGCGUGCGUGUCGGCGGCCGUGUCGGACGAGUCGGUGGCGGGAGACAGCGGCGUCUACGAAGGCUUUGUGAAGCAACCCAGUGAAGUGGGAGACGUUGCCUACGGUGAAGAGGAUGCUGGCGUCGUCAUGGAGACGGCGCAGGUGCAGAUCGGGCUCAGAUACGAUGCGAAAAGGUCCAGUUUCAUGGUGAUUAUAGCACAACUCCGGAAUCUCCAUGCCUUCCUGAUACCUCAUACUUCUAAAGUGUAUUUCAGGGUUGCUCUGCUCCCCUCCUCCACGGACGUCAGCUGUCUGUUUCGAACAAAGGUGCACCCGGCCACGGAACCCCUUCUGUUCAGCGACAUGUUCCGAGUGGCCAUCUCGCAGGCGGCCUUGCAGCAGAAGACGCUGCGCGUGGACCUGUGCUGCGCCCGCGCGCACCGCACGGAAGAGUGCCUGGCUGGAACUCAGAUCAGUCUGGCCGACUUGCCGUUUUCCAGUGAGAUUUUCACUCUGUGGUACAAUCUGCUUCCUUCUAAGCAGAUGCCCUCUACGACGAGUGAGGAAGAGCACGAGGGUCCAGUACUCCGACCCAACCAGCCGCUGGUAGAGCCCGUAGACCUGGAUGCAGUGUCAGCCCUACUCGCAAGAACAUCGGCGGAGCUGCUGGCCGUGGAACAAGAAUUAGCACAAGAAGAAGGGGAAGAACCGGGGCCAGGAGAGGAGCAAAGGGGCCCAGAUGGAGACUGGUUGGCGAUGCUGAGAGAGGCCUCUGACGAAGUGGUGGCUGAGGAAGAGGCCGACGUGGCGUUGCCCAGGGGCAGCAGGCGAAUGGGAGACCUAAGCUCGUGCCCGAGUGUGCCCGAGACAGCUGAAGACACGAGGAGGGGAGGAAACAGCUGUGCCAACAGCCCUGGCAGCCAGCCCCCUGCGGGAAUGCCCACCCUGGUUGAUAAGGAGACCAACACAGAGGAGGCCGAGGACGCUGGCCUGGCGGUUCGGCCCAAAGAGCGCAGCGGGCUGAGCGCGCGGCAGCGCCCCCUGGUGAGGAGCAGCGUGAUCGUGCGCUCGCAGACCUUCUCGCCCGGGGAGCGCAGCCAGUACAUCUGCCGGUUAAAUCGCAGUGACAGUGACAGCUCAACCCUGGCUAAAAAGUCUCUGUUUGUGAGAAACUCCACUGAACGGCGCAGUUUGAGGGUCAAAAGGGCGGUUUGCCAGCCCGUCCUCCGAAGAGCGGCCCAGGAGUGCCCGGUGCGCACGUCCCUGGACCUGGAGCUGGACCUGCAGGCCUCGCUCACCCGCCAGAGCCGCCUCAACGACGAGCUGCAGGCGCUGCGGGACCUGCGGCAGAGGCUGGAGGAGCUGAAGGCCCAGGGGCAGACGGACCUCCCGCCCGGCGUGCUGGAGGACGACCGGUUCCAGAGGCUGCUGCGCGAGGCCGAGAAGCAGGCUGAGCAGUCCAAAGAGGAGCAGAAGCAAGACCUGAACGCGGAGAAACUGCUGAGGCAGGUCUCCAAGGACGUGUGUCGGCUGCGGGAGCAGAGCCGCAAGGUGCCUCGGCAGGUGCAGUCCUUCAGGGAGAAGAUCGCCUACUUCACCCGAGCGAAGAUCAGCAUCCCGUCGCUGCCGGCGGACGACGUGUGACCCGCCUGCAGACACGGUGUCCCCCGGCCCCGAGGGAGGGAGACGGAGCCCCGUCUGUGGUCUGCCUGGGGGGCGGGUGUUCAACUGUCAGCUCUCAGAGAGCUGUUGUUUCUCAUCAGGAUUUCCACAUGCUCAUUUGUAAAGUACUUGGAAUAUCAUUCUUAUAUAAGAAAGUAAGAAAAGUCAGGUAACCAAGCGGGCUAAUCUGGCACCCAGAUGUUGUACAGCAGGAGUGGUUGCAAACAGGGGAUCGGGCGGAGCCCAGGGCUGACCUGGCGAACCGGCCGAGGCGGCCCUUGCUCUUCCUGGUUUUCCUGCAAAGGCCGGAAGCUGGCCCCAGCGCCCGCGGCGUCCUGUACUCGAGAGCAGCAAGGUCAACGUGAAUGAGCUUCGGAGCGGAGCUCCGGGGCCACCUGAAGCAGGUGCUGUGUUCAUCUCCGUCACCUGUUUCCUUGGAGCAGUUUCUUUUUUGUCUUUGUUUGUUUGUCUAAAGAAAACAAAAUGCUGAGUUCAAGCACAUAGGAUGCAGACCUGGGAGCAGGCUCCUGGCUGCACGGAAGGCCUCACGGCCUCUGACCCCGAGGGCAGGGGCGGUGCCUGCAGCCACGGAAACACGCGCCCCCGCCCCACAGGCUGUGGGGGGCGGUCAGGUGUGAGUCUGGCUCGUCCGGGGUGUGGGAUGGUGUCAAUAGAGGAACGUGGUGGCCCUCGUCCUAAGGGCAGAGCUGAAGACGGGGAGGGAAACCCAUCGGCAUCCGCGUGGUGAAGCCAGGAACAGAGGAAAGGGUGUCCUGAUUGAACCAAAGGUGCCAAAACACACAAAGAAUUUAAGUCCUUUCUUAAACAGGUUUGUAACAUUUCGUAGCAGCUCCUCGCAGCCUCAUUGAAGGGAUCCUGUCUCUGGGAGGAGCUGGGAGGCAAGGAGAAGAGAGUGCCUGGGAGACUGGACUUGAAGUGCUGGCGAAGCCAUCUGUCUCGAACAGAGCCGUUGCGGAUGGACGCUUAGAGCUGUUGACACGUCCCUGCAGCGUCUCCCAGCGCAGAGUUCCAGCUGGCCCAGCCAGGCCUCCCUAGAAGGAACAAAACCCCAGUGCAGCCCACCAGCGUGAAGGCGUUUAAAUCGUUCUAUGCAAUUUAAUACUCAGUUUGUAAUACUGGGAGAGGCGAUUUUUGACCAGCCAUCUUUUAUAGCAAACUAAAUCCUUUUUUUUAGAGAUGCAAAAAUCAUCUUAAAGGAAUAGGCCCCUUUAAACACACACACACACACACACACACACACACAAAGUUCUGUUUCUAAGCAAGAAUCCUCAAUAGCAAGAAUUUUUAUUUUCUUGAAAGCAGUUACACAUAUUUCAGAAAGUGAAUUUUAUCAGAAUUCAAAUGAAGCAGUUUCUGAGCCUUGAACUUGAUUGUUUCCUGAGUGUCCCACCACUUCCAUACAAAUGUCUUUGAAGCUAUAACUGGACGUGACACUACUUUGAGCAAAAACCAGCUUUAUGAAUUGACCACAUACAGUCCUUCGGGUCUGCCCAGUCCAUUCUCAGCCAGUUGAGGAAAACUACAGAAGAAUGCCAUCCAUCCUUGUCAAGGUCAAAUGUGAAAGAGAAGUUUAUUUAAUGUAGAGAUAAAUGAAGGUCAGCUGUUUUCAGCUUCUUAGUUUGACCAUGAAAAUGUUUAUAGAAUUAUGUGUAGUUGUACCGUACGAUUUUAUUUUCUUCAUUUAUUUAUUUACGGUCUUAUUUAUGUUCUGUUUAAUAUAUAGUUCGGUUCUGGCCAUUUAAAAUGUUUGACAUAGAAGAAGCUAUAUUGGAAUAUUUACAGCUUUAUAAAUCACCAGAUCAGCUGUUAACUUUCUGCAAUACAGAAAGUUUCAUACGAUUUUAUAAGA